Molecule: messenger RNA, 1542 nt
Organism: Recurvomyces mirabilis
Lineage: Eukaryota; Fungi; Ascomycota; Dothideomycetes; Mycosphaerellales; Teratosphaeriaceae
Exons: 1
Coding region: 1-1542 (513 amino acids)
Source: RefSeq, a predicted model, not a curated record
AUGGCUUCACAGGACAGCUUUGCGGAUCUUCUCUCUCCACCUGACGUGUCGGAGCCGUCAACACCACACAUGCCACACAUGACACUACCCGCAAGCAACAUACAGGCCGUGGCUGACACUCAAGCUCAACGUGUCGACGAUGCGACCAAAGGACCAACACCGUCACAACGAGCCAAGACGCCCACGCCUACACCGAGCGCCUCUCACAUCUCGACACCGCCACCGACCAUCUCCGGCACAACGACGGCCCAAACAUUCCGUCUAUCACCUGCGACAGUCACUGAUAUGAAGCCUGCUGAACUUGCCGUGGCAUCAGCCGAAGCCCUCCGGACCAAAGUCGAAGCUCUCCAGGCUGCUCUCCGCGAUGCCAAGAUGUCAGCCGCUCAUCACGAGCUCCAGUAUAAAAUGCUACAACAGGAAAGUGCCGCCGCCCUCGAGCGCAUGGCCGUGGAAGCCCGAAUGGCCGAAGACGAGCACAAUUUCAUAUACAAGACUGAGCAGGCUCGUGUAGCUGCAACACCCGUCCAGCAACCGUCACUACCAGAUGGUGUCAUUCCCGUGCACAAGCAUCUGUACCAACGUCUCAACAUCGAGCUCCAGAAUCUGCAGGACACCAACAAGCAGUGGGAGCGGGAGUACAGCCAGCAGGAGAAACUGAUCGGCCGACAGGAAAGUGAGAUUGCUAGCCUGGGCGACAAAGUCACUCUCCUACGCGAAAGGAUUCGUGAGACCAAGACUCGGAGUAAAGCUCUUGCCAACAACUACCGUCUGGACAGUACACCCCGCUCAGUCUACGGCACGCCACAUCGCUCACAAGGUCUGGAAGCUCUACUUCAAGCCUCGGAGAUGGCGAACCCGGAGAUGAGACAGAAGAAAGGGCAUAAUCGCAACACGCACAGCUUGUCCAGCUUGCCCACGACACCCCAACGGCUCUCCAAGGUCCAAGGUCCGUUGAUGUAUCAGACCCCCUCUCACCGCCAACCGCCUCUUCGCGUCCCGGCUACAGCACCUGUCCCACGUACAAGCGCCAUGCGCACGCCAGGUAUCUACGGCCAACCCAUCCUCCCAGUAAUCCCCCACCUUCCCGGUCCGCCCUCAGAAGAAGGCACCGUCUCCGCCCCCGAAGACAAUGACAGCGAAGCCGAGACCGACAUCCUCGACCCCGAAGACGACGGCGCCGAAGUCGGCGAAUCCCAAGCCUCACGCGCCGCCACUCAAAUGCUCAAGCGAAGUCGAGAGGAAGUCGAGACGAAGCGGAAUAGUUUCAAGGGGAUGGGGAUGCUGGAGCAGAGUAUUUUGCCGAGUGGUGGUGGUGGUGGUGGUGGUGGUGGUGCUGGAGGGGCGAGUAGUGCGGGCGCGGCGUUGAAGCAGACGAGGUUGUUUGGGCGGGUGAGGAAGGGUGGGGUGGAGAGGGUGGUGGCGGGUGCGGAUGCGGCGCCGCCUGCUGCUAAGAGGCAGAGGACUGAUGAGUUGGCUUCUGGUGCGGAAGGGAUGGGAGCUCAGGGACGGGUGGGACUUGGCAUUAGUGGUGUCAGGCAGUAG